UGCUGGUCAAUAUUUCGCUGAGCAUUAAUUGCUUUGUUUGUGUCACAAGCGAAAAAAAGCGUUGCUGGAAUUGAACAGCUCAGAAAAUGGGUGGGUAAUUCCUCGAGGCUUUCGAAUGAACUAGACCACCUCGGUGACAGAAUGGUAUUAACUGCUCACUGGAUCGCCUGGAAUACCGUAAAGAAAAUGGAAGUUCCAUGUGCCACCCGCUAGGAAAAAUAACAAACAUAGCUGUGUUUUGACAGGAAAUUAUAGUGGGGGUGAUGAAUAACCCUUGUUACUGCCAACCGCAAACAAUGGAGGCGUGGAGGCUAAUUAACGCUUGUCUAAACGAGAGAGAAUUCGAUUACAAGACUUAUUCGUGCAGCACCAAGCCCCUUCGUUGCGACAUCCUGCGUUCAGAGCAUUGCUGAUCAAAAUAUUUACACGAACACGGAAACAGUUUGUAGUGGGAGGGCGGUAGUAUCUGUUCUUCAUGUCUACGUGAUGAUAUCGCUGUUUCCUUGGAUGCAGGCGUGAUAUAAGUAAGUUCAACCAGCCACAGAUAAUACAAUACCAGCGCCAUUAUUUAGUGUGUAUUGAUACACGGCGAGCCAAUCGCGACGCAUCACAACAAUCGCCCUCUCAACUACAUAAGCAAGAAACGACACAGCACCCUCAGAAUUUCGUUAAACUUAACACCAGAAACAUCACUUCAGGCCAAACUUCGAUUCCAUCAUGAUUUCGUCAACCGAAGCCGGCGCUUCGGCGUUUACACCCGUCUCGAUUCCAAAAUCACCAACGAGUGAGGCCGAUGGCGACAGAGAUGAUUUCCAUUGGAGAAAUCGCAACUCAAGCGUGCCUUUUUCUCGCCAUUUCUGGUCCGUUUGGGGACCAUACUCUCCAACUUUUAGCCCUGCGGCCAUGGACCACGUUUUAAAGCCUUCCAGUCCACCACUUUGGCCCGUAUGUUCUUUCGGAGCACCGGCGUAUCCAUCUCUUUGGAAAGAACGCUUUCACCAGUUCAGAUUCGCUUCGUCUUCCGACGAGGAGAAGCCCAGUCAGUCUUACAUCGGACUCAUUGCCGAGGCGAUCUUAAGCUCGCCCGAAGAGAAGCUUAUUUUGAGCGACAUCUACAACUACAUCCUCACACACUACCCUUACUUCAGAAACAAGGGGACUGGCUGGAGAAACAGUAUUCGUCAUAACCUUUCCCUAAACGACUGCUUUGUCAAAGCCGGCCGGAGUCCAAAUGGGAAAGGACAUUUCUGGGCAAUCAGUUCUCUGUACUAUGACGACUUCCGACGCGGCGACUUCAGGCGAAGAAGAAUACAGAAAAGAUCACACAAGAGCCGACGAGCAUCCAACGAGUCCAAAGACGAUGUUGUAAUCUGCAAAGCUGAGAGUAGUGAAGAGGUGGAAAAAGUCUCCGAAGAUCAGGAUGAACUCACUGUCGACUGUUCAACAACGGAGUGCGAUGCGGACCAGAAAGACGAGGAAGCUACCACCACCACUGAAAAACCAGAGGGCUUCUACCAAGAAAAGCGCAAAUCAUUUGACAUGGCCAGCCUGUUGGCACCUGACAGAGGACAGCGCGAGGCAGGACUGCUUAUGCCGGUAUAUCCUCGAGCGUUUGAGCCAAGUCUUGUGUACAACUCGUACGCGACUCAUUCUGGCGACUACCUGCCUUCCUCCCCCGCCUUUGAUCGGUUUCACGUAUCGGAGCCGACUCGACUGAUCUUCCCAUACAAUUACAGGCUUGCCUGCUAAUUUACACAUUUUCACUCUCUGGAAAAGAGUUUUGAAGUUCAGUGGAAUAUGUCGAUCAGUUGAUCAUGGAACUGUUGUAACCAUUCCCACCAGCUGAGGUCAUUCGCCUGUUAAAUCUCAGAGAUUUUGAACAAUAAAAGAACAGUGUUUAAAGGCAUUGCAAGGAAUGAACGCUUACGAAAGAGAAAUUGUAAUCAAUCUUGAAUUUAUCUAUUGCAUUUUAGAAUGGCUCGAAACGAGUCGAAAUUGAGAGAGUGUAAAAUAUAGUUCCAGAGUAUUUGACUGUGUCGAAUUUAAGGAAUUUUUCCUGUUAUAGGGAAGUUGAUGAAUGAAUUGAAUACAUAUCAGUUAUGUAAACAGUUUCUUUUAAGGCUAAAGGAACUUUUACGAUAAAUUAAGGAGGAAUAGACAAAGAAAACGAUAUAUAAAUAAUUACAGAUUUGUUAAUUUACUCAUUCAUAGCUGGAGGCGACUAACAACUCAUUUGCAAAGUUGACAAGAGUCUCAUGAAGAAAAUUAGUUAUUUCAUUGUGCAGACAAAUUUAUUUGCCAAAGCGGAAUUAUCAACAUGUAAAUGAAUGCAUAGAGUAGUUUUUCGUGGAAUUCUGAUGCCACUGAUGGUAUUGUAAAGUAUGAAGUUUAUUUGCGCUGUUAUCCUUCUAAUAGUGAGCGAAACAAUAAUAUAAUGUAAGCCACAGCUGCAAUCGAACAAACAACAAAGACGCUAGAGUUUAGACCGGCAUGUAACACCUUAGGAGAUAGAUGCGCUUAGGCUCUCUGACUGUUAAAUAAAGCUCAGUACAUUUUUAA
Molecule: messenger RNA, 2559 nt
Organism: Orbicella faveolata
Lineage: Eukaryota; Metazoa; Cnidaria; Anthozoa; Scleractinia; Merulinidae
Biological process (GO): anatomical structure morphogenesis; cell differentiation; regulation of transcription by RNA polymerase II
Molecular function (GO): DNA-binding transcription factor activity, RNA polymerase II-specific; RNA polymerase II cis-regulatory region sequence-specific DNA binding
Source: RefSeq, a predicted model, not a curated record